AGGCAAAGAAAGAGAAAGAGAUUUUAGAGAGAAGGAAAAGAAAAGAGAGAGAAAGAGUUGAGUUACUGAGUUGGGAUCAACCGAGUUGGAGUGACCGCAUCAACAAAGGCUCUAAUCCUAAAAAACCCACAAAAAGAAAAAAGAAAAAAAAAAACAAAAAAAACCACAGGGGGGGGGGGGGGACUUGGGCUUUGGGUCUCGGGGUGGUGUGGAAUUAGCAAAAAAAUGGUGAACAAGAAGAAGAUUAUUAGUCCUCCUCCUCUUCUUUACCACCACCUUCUUCUUUCUCUCUCUUUCUCAUUCCUUAUCAUUCUUACCAAAACUUGGCUAACCCUAAUUUCCAAUUCCAACUCCAUCUCUUACCUCGCUGUUAUUUUUUACAAAAUCCCCGCAACCAAACACCAUCUUAGGUCUUUGCUCACCACCCAAUUCCUUCUCUCGACAAUUCUUUCUCCCUCUUUGUUUCUUGUUUUGUUUGCCCUAUUCUCUCUCCUUCGGCACCUGGGCUUCACCCCCUUUUUUCUUUUUCUUCUCAAGGAAGGUCUUUUGUUUCUAUUUAUACAGCGGAGUUUCGAGCUUGAAUUCUCUUCGAACGAUAAGGUUUUUUGACUUUUCUGGAGUACGUGCUUUUCUUUUUUUGUAAUGUACUGAGAAAUAGCAGCACAAAAACUUUGCUAUUUCACUAAUGGAAGAGAUUGGUGGUACUCAUCGAUUUGAUGGUAUUGGCAAUGCUAUAAGGAAGAAGAGGAGCCAAACUUCACGCAGACCUCGACCUGAUUCACAGCCAUAUAAUGAAACUCAUGACCUGUCACCCUUGUCAUUGUCACCACCUUCCGAUGAUGUGAAUAAGGCCUCUAGUGAUGAGAAUCCUGGUUGUGAUUCUAAUUCAAGGAGGAAAGAGCUCAGUCUUAAUCAAUGUAUGUCCAGGGUUUCUUCUGCUGCAAGUGUUGAUGGUGAAAAGCUCCAUAGAAAGGAUAGGAGGGAUGGAGAGUUCAAUGCAUUUUACAAUAACGAGCCUGGACGAAGUGGGUUCAAUAACAAACGAUCUAGUGAAGGUGUCCUGGCUCCAGCUAACUGGAAAAGCACAAGUGUUGUUAAGGAUUGUUUUGAAUCAGAAUCAAGAAGCGCAGAUGUAUCCAGUGGACAGAAUAGUGAAAGUCCAAGUUCUAGGCAGUCAGGAGUCUUGUUAGAUGGAUUUGGAAAUGAGAGCAAGGUUAAAAAGGUUAAGCUCAAGGUUGGAGGUGUUACACGAACAAUUCAAGCUAACUCUGCGUCCAAUGGCACAACAGGGGGUGGUUCUUCUGCAAAGAGUUCUCGAAUCUCAGAUGCCUCUAGACUGCGGCAGAACCAUAGUACACAGGCAAGCUCGGAUGAUAAUACUGUCUCUUCAGAUAAGAGGAGUGGCUUACAAGGAAUUCCGUGGAAAGAUUUCUCAAAAGGUGGUUUUAGUCUCGGGAGGGAUGAUUCUUUGAUGGGGAAGAUGUCUAGUAAGAAUUAUACUGGAAGGGAAGUGGACAGGUCUGAAACAGUGCGGAAGAGCAAGCGAGUCCCUAAGAAGCGUUUGCUUGAUGGGGAUUUUGGUGAUGAUGAUGAGGAUGAUGAGAUUCGAUACCUGGAAAAAUUGAAGACUUCAAAAGUUGCAGGUUAUAAAGAAGAUGAUGAAGAAUCAAGCAAGAAACAUAGAAAACUUUCUGCUGUUUCUAAUAUUGAAAAUGUAUGUUCUUCGAGGUUGGCCAAAGACAGUAAGAAGAAAUCUAAGAGAGUUAGGUUUUUGUUGGAUACUGAUUAUGAGGAAGAAGACUCAAUUUCUGAUGGUGAACUUGAUGGUAAGAAGAAGAAGAAUCCAAGGAAGGAAGCUGUUGACUUGUUGAUAGAUGGUAAGAGGGAAAUGACUCUGACAACACGUCAACGGGCACUUCAGUCUAGCAAAGAUUCCUCUUCAGCAUCUGGUGCAAGCUUAAUUGAGUUUCCAAAUGGUUUACCACCUGCUCCUCCAAGAAAGCAAAAGGAGAAACUUACAGAUGUGGAGCAGCAACUGAAGAAAGCCGAGGCUGCCCAGAGACGCAGGCUGCAAGUUGAGAAGGCUGCUAGGGAAUCUGAGGCUGAGGCAAUCAGAAAAAUACUUGGUCAAGAUUCCAACAGGAAGAAGCGCGAAGACAAAAUAAAGAAGCGCCAGGAAGAAUUGGCUCAGGAGAAGGCUGCUAAUGCUUUAGCACUUGCAUCAAACACCAUCAGAUGGGUGAUGGGUCCUACUGGGACUGUUGUGACAUUCCCCAAUGAAUUGGGCUUUCCAAGUAUAUUUGACCCCAAACCUUGCAGUUACCCUCCACCGCGGGAAAACUGUGCUGGACCUUCAUGUACUAACCCAUACAAGUAUCGGGAUUCGAAGUCGAAGCUUCCCCUUUGCAGUUUGCAGUGCUAUAAGGCAAUUCAGGAAAAGAUGCUGGCUGAAGCUAGUUGCUAAUGCUGCCUACAAUCUUCCUCUAUUUUUUGUAUUUUUGGAGGCUGGAUCAACUUUUUUUCUUUUUUUCUUUUUUUCCUGUUUAACGUAAUAUAGAGGGAUAUAUACGAGUAAGUAUAGAUCGUUGGGUUUCUGUAAUAUACUCCUUUUAUAAAAUAUAUAAUAUACAUAAAAUAUAUGUUGCUCCCUUCAUCUAA
Messenger RNA from Ziziphus jujuba (common jujube), 2658 nucleotides. RefSeq lists its product as uncharacterized. The record is from RefSeq and is a predicted model, not a curated record. Gene Ontology annotation, biological process: chromatin remodeling. Bases 686 to 2464 code for a protein of 592 amino acids. NCBI's taxonomy places the organism in Eukaryota, Viridiplantae, Streptophyta, Magnoliopsida, Rosales, Rhamnaceae. Gene Ontology annotation, cellular component: Ino80 complex. The transcript has 7 exons.